Molecule: messenger RNA, 15934 nt
Organism: Ceratina calcarata
Lineage: Eukaryota; Metazoa; Arthropoda; Insecta; Hymenoptera; Apidae
Exons: 13
Coding region: 1522-14346 (4274 amino acids)
Biological process (GO): positive regulation of transcription by RNA polymerase II
Cellular component (GO): nucleus
Molecular function (GO): sequence-specific DNA binding; DNA-binding transcription factor activity, RNA polymerase II-specific
Source: RefSeq, a predicted model, not a curated record
AUCAGUACCUUUGAUGCUCAAAUAUUCAUUGCGAUGCUCUAGUUCCUGUAGCUCGUAAUGCAGAAUUAUAGAGAGCGCUGCAUGAACUUCGAAAAAAAGUGUCAGUUCUGAUUCGAUGUAACUACGACAUUGUGCGAGAGAGAGUUAAACAAAUUUCUAUGCAGUGCGUGCACGUAAACGCGUAUCAAGUCGCGUGAGGAACUCGGUAGUCUCGUACUCUUUUCCUUCGGGCCGCAGUGCCGAGAGGGUUUUGAGGACACGCAGGAUCCAAACGCGAGAGGAAGAUCAAUGCGCACAGCGAUAAUCUGCUGUGUAAUGUUUUACCAGGUGUGUCAGAGAAAUUAGAGUCGCAAUCAGAGAAUUUUUACUUUGAUGUGGGAUAGAUCUAGCGGGCUGUGGGAAAUAUUCAGACGCCACACAAAUUGAUUCACUCUUGUGGAAUGCAAUACCGUGGCCAAUUAUUACUUACGCAUCGACCUCGCUCGCACGGGUAUACAUUUUAGUCUUGGACAAUACAGAACACGAUGAUGCGAUGUUCCUUUGUGCAAGAAAUUUGCGAAAUUUCAUAUCAUAUGACUAUCUCGAUAUCUGCCAGUUGAACGUGACGCAUCGCAUUACGUCAUUAUCCGAUUAAUUUUGGCAAAAAGUGAGGAGCAAAACGGGAAAUAAGUAGAAAAGUUAUCGAGAGGAGAACAUGGGAAAAGUGAGAAUUACAAGCCUUUUCUGUAGUUUCCUAUAGCUCGAAGCUUCUAAUAAAAAAAAUAAUUUCCUGGCAUUUAUCAUAAAUUUAAUGUUCUUGGAUAAUUUACCACUAUUGCUAUUGUAACAUUGCAUUUUCUUAAGCUGAUUCCAUUUCAUUAGACUUCGAAGUAAUUGAUUUAGUCUUCAUCACAUGUCGGUUUCAGAGAGAAACUAAUUACGACGAUUCUGAUCGUGACUAGUGUUCUCUAAAUACUGAUUACGCUUCUCUAGCGAGGUAGAGUAAAAAGACUGAAGUGAGUGUUCAUGAAGAACUUAUCUACAUUAUAAUAAUCUUGGGUGCUACACCCAAAUAUUGUAGAGAAAAUUAGUGUAGCAGUAGACCAAAACUCGUUGGUACAAUUAACGAUUUUAAGGCACGUAACGAUAAUUUACCGAUACGUUCGUUACCUAAAUCGAGUUGAUUUCCAAACAAUUGCAGGCCAUAAAAUAUUGUUAGGAUUUUUAAUCUAUCACACUGCAAAUGCUCAAACGAUGAAAAAUUUUCCUUCGGAGUACGACAGGAUAUUGUUCGAUCGACAUUUUAGCUAUGAUCACGCCACCAUCCAACGGUUUUCGCCUUGUGCUUCCCUCUACUUCCUUUUUCUGUAUGAGGGUCAGAGAACCUCAGAAGCUUACUUUAGUAGGUAGUAGAAGCAUGUGAAACUUUCGCGGAUGUGUCUCAUUUCUCUCGUUUCCUUAUUUACCGAAAGGACACGGCCUGGCUCGCAGUACAAUAGGAUUUCAACACAUUCGAUAGGUGAAUGAUACACAACCAGCACGAUGGACGAAUACGACAAGAAAUUUGCAGAGAUGCAAAAACACAUUCCGUUUUUGGAAGCGAUGAUAAAGCGGUUGAAAAACGUUAAGGACAAAUCGCGGGAAGCGAACCUGGAGAAAAUGCAGAGUCUACACGAGAUCUUAACGGAUAGCAAAAGGAAGCUGAAGAUCGAAACAUUGCAGCGAUGCGAAGAAGUUCUGCAGAGGUUGCACGACAAAGUAGGAAAGUUUCAGGGAAAUACUCCCGGAUUACACUAUCCGCGCAAGAAAGACGAUGCUACCUCUACGGGGUCCUCGACCGCGUCGGAGGAAACGAAGAACAAGUCUAAGGGAGAAUCCAAGACUCGGCCCGUGGAAGACCCGAAAUCCAAAACUGCAAAAAUCAAGAAUAUCCAUGAGACUCCAGCCAGCCCGAGUCCUCCGAUUACUCCGGAUUCGACCUCGCAGACAGAGCCGAUAAUAAUUCCUACAGAACGCAAAGCAGAUCUCUAUGAUAAAGUCGAUAGCAAACCGGCAUCUCCUGAUCCCGUAGAGACUCAAGCAACUACGGUUCCCAUUAUCAUACCUACUGAGAGAACCAGUGGCGAACUAUCUCCGCAAAAUUCGAGUAAAAGUGCGGACGAUAUGACAUUCAGCGAGUGGGACAUGCUCGAAGAGAACGAGAAACAUAUGACGAGUAAUAAAGGAUGGCCUUGUCACGACGUGGCUACGGCCGCCAAAAUCAUCGGCAGCAAUCUUCCCCACAAAAGUCUUAUGACUCAUCAAGUACCUAAUUCUACAGAAAUGCUUUCGAUACUAGAAGAGGAAAGAUUGCUUGAUGAAUUUACGUCCGACUCCAACACGGACUCGUCACACGAGUCAAACGAGGUAAAUGUGCCCGAAGCAAGAUUGAGCUCGCCAGAUUCGGAGAUUUUGUUUGUCAAACACGUUAAUAAAACGUCACCGAAACGAAAGGAACCUCUUCCAAAACCUGUGUUAAAAUCUUCGGUACCUCUGUUGCUGUCACCGCCUCCGGUUUCGGAACCACCGUUAUCUCUGGAAGACAUAGCGGAGUUGUUGAACGAGGAAGGUGGCGGUAAGGUGGAGAAGAAAAGUGACAGGUCAAAGGAAGAUACUAGUUCUAGCAAAUCGAAGAACGAGAAGCAAGAAGGUAACAAGGAUCCAAGGAUAUCAAAACCGCAGCUACGACAGGACGGUAUCGAUACCGGCAGUGAAAGACGCUGGGAUGAAGUAGAUAAACAUACAGUUAAGUUGACUACUAGAAAGUGUUUACCGAGUAGUUCGAGCUCUGGAAAAAUCGAAAGCACAAUGAUUGGUGAAAUGAAGGGGCCAUCUCAAAGUAAUUUAAGUCACGGUCCAGGUCCACUUACGCCAGGUACACCGGCCGAUAAUAAAAAUCUCCCUUCUGCGAGUUCCAAGUUAGAACCACGUGCCACGGACAAUUAUGAGCGGCAUCCGCGGCACGUACGCGACAAUGUCGAUAAAAACGUGCAUAAUAUUAACUGUCGGCCCGACGAACAAGUCGUAAUCGACAAAAACGCGAUGCAUUAUCCAAGACCUUCGACAGCCGUAAGUGCCGAAGUUGUGCCGGACAUCUUCAACCGAGCACCACCUGCUCCGACUGGCCAGUGGGGCACUUUACCAGUUCCCAUGAACGUUAAUACAGAGUUUCCCAACAAUCAGUGGCCGACUCCUACAAACUUUACCGGCGUGGUUACCGCUCCCCCGCAAACAUAUCAGAUGAUGCAACAAGAUAUGUGGAACAUGAAUACCAUCGAUCCCCGUAAAAUAAACGAGGCCCAGCUGAGGCUCAAUCAAUUCCCAACGAAUAUAAACCCUGUCAUAAGACCUAUGAUGACUAUAAACCCCAACCCUAUCGACAUUAAUCAUAUUCCAAGGCCGGAAGAUGCAGAUGUAGUUCCUGUGCCAAGUAUACCACCUGUAGUAUUGCCACAAAGAUUCCCUGUUCCACAGCCAUAUAGAAAUUUUCAAGGUGAAAACAGAACCCCCUACGAACAGCCUUUUGAAUAUUCCCAUCAGAGACAGACUUGGGAGUCUCCGUCGACUCACAGACCAGAGGGCGAGGUCCCGGUCCCAUGUGUCACUGAACCUACAGAUGGAUCUUCGGGACAAUUUCCAAGAACUGGUACACCCUCUCCUUGGACCAGAGGUCGAGGGUCGGGUAGAAGUCGCGGUACGUAUUACCACGACAGAGGCAGAGGGAAUUUUAAUCGCAGACCCGAAUGGUCGAGGGACCCACGGGUACGGGAACAUGGCACAGUAACCCAGAAUACAGGUCAAUCGAGGGAUAAUGGUUCUUCGGUCAGAGACCCUAGAUUGGCUAAAGACAAACAUUUACCUGCGACUAAGACUAAGGAGAAUGCCUUGAACGAUAGAGAUCCCAGAAAACGUACACUGGCUUUCAUACCGCUUAAGAAGGGUAACGAUAAAACUAAACCUGCAUCAAAAUCAACCGAUAGUCAUAAACGUGGGGAUAUUGAAAACAGUGGUAAGAUAGAAAAGGCAGGAAAAGAUAAGCAAGAUAUGCAAUCUCCUUUGGAGAGUCUGUACGGUGUUAUCGACACAAAGGCGAAAUCCUCGCAAGGCCUACAGAAAUUUAGAAUCCCGAAGAUAAAGCGCCCCGAACCUUUAGAAUGUCCUAUAUCGAAUUAUGUCCCAGAAGAUACGGACACUAAUAAUAAGAAGAGGAACAAAGAGGACAUCAGCAUGGAGGUUAGCAGUAGCUGUGACGGAAAUAUUCUCGUGGAGGAUUGGAGCGGUGACAACAAUCACGUGGUAACAAUCACGAAGGAAAAGAACAUUACUGUUGAGCCUGUAGAAAAUAAGAACGAGUCCGUUGUUACUGAAUCCGCUUCUAUCAGCACUACUUCUUCGAAAUCACCAGAAAACGCUGAGAAGCUUAAGAAAGACGAGGAGUCCGAGGGAUCCAAGCCGAAGGAAGAGGUAACUCAGGAAUGGAUAGAGUCUUUAAUUAAAAAAUCGUUCGAAUUCGGCGAAGGGAAAAAGUUCGUCGAGCAGGCGAAGUUCAUACAAAAAUUAGGCGAGGUACUCGAGGGUAAGAAGCUGAAGAAAAUUAAAAAGAUCAUCGAAUCUGAUUCGGAGAGUAGCAGUUCGGAUAAGACCAAUACGUCCGGGACGAAGAAGGUCCGGAUCAAGAAGAAGCGUCGAGUCAUCGUUUCGGACAGUUCGGACGACGAAACUCGAGCUGAAAACAUUGACAUUCUGAACACUACUACGGAAUCAGACGUUGUAUCACAGGCUGAUGAUAAGAAAGGAGAAGCGAGGAAGCGAAAGACUUCGGUCAGUGGAUCUUCUAACAAAGAUCCGGCUUCUAAAGACAGCGUAACUCUAGAACAAACAGAGGUUGAAAAGAACAAGAAGUCGAAUGAGGAUAAAACGAACGCACAGGAAACAGUCGUAGAAACACCUAAAGUGGUUAAGAAAAAAUCUACUCAUGUUUCUCCAAAGACCAAAACGAAGAGGAGGAAUUCUUUAGAAAUGUUACAGGAGGACGUUAGAGACAUGUUCAUCAGCGAUGAUGUUGUGGCAGCAACUGGUUAUCGGCACUGUCGAUCGCGAGAGAGUUCGACUACCGCGAAUACGUCCACUCACAGUAAUUCGUCUUUGAAGAAAGGUGAGCAGGGUCAACUGGACCAAGAGUACGAUACAGAAGACUCUUCGAAACAAAAAAAGUCUGCUAAAACGACUGAGUCGAGUAAACGAAGAGGCAGACCGAAGAGGGGCGGGCAACAAUCCACUCGAUCACGUCGUUCUGCGAAACGUUCCGAGUAUGACUCGACUUCGAGCAGUGAAGACGAUCAGCCGCUGGCUUUGAGAAUAGACCCGAUACAAUGUAAUAGUCCGUCAUCCGCUCAAGAUGCAAAGAACGAUGACUCCGACGCUCUAAGAAGAAGCAAACGUAUUAAUAAGGAAAUACUGAAGCAGCCGCGUAUAGUCGUUGAGAAGACGGACAUCUCCAGAAUGGACAGUUCUAAAGUGAUGUUCGAUAGUUCUUCCGAUGAGAGUUUCGGGAUAGAUGUAUCAGAAUUGGCUGCGGCUGUAGAUAUUUCAUUGCAUCCAGAUAAGCAGUUUGAACCUGAAUCCGCGGAGUCUCUCGCGAAGAAGAAAGAGGCCGGCAAGUCGGGCAAAAAGAGCGGAAUUGAAUCGUUGAACGAAACUAGAGACGAUACUCAGUUCUCAGACGUGGGGAGCGUUAUUUCUGAUAUUUCCUUGGCUAGUAGCAUAACUUCCGGUAAGAGGGCCGUUGGUUUGCCCAAAAUAGAUGCCAGCGCCAACGAAGAGUUGUUGAGCAAUAUUUUAAUAGGUUUAGUGCCAUCCAAGAACGAUUUGGACAAGGAUCCGUUGUUAGUGGAUAAGGGAAGCGAGGCGGACGUAGACGACGAUGUUGGCGAUCCGUUACGAACUGAAAACAUCGCGCGAAAAUCUCCAACGAAAAAGAAAAAGAAGAAAUGGCAGAUGGGUAUCCUGUCUAAAAAGAAAAAGAAAAAGACUCCUAAAAGUGAUGCCGAAUUGAAUACUAGCCUUGAAACAGACGGUCCUAACAACGCGGAGAUCACUUCAAUUCUACAAAAUGCAGAGAACUGUGACGUGACACAGGGAGCUAGCGUAGAAAAACCAAAAGAUAAUGUUAAGAACACUGAUAAUGAAAAGAUUUCUGAUUGGCACAUAAGUAAACGAAAAUCGAAGGAACGACCAAGUUCGUGUGUUCUGGUAGAAAGUAAAGAAUUGACUAAAGAAGGAGAUGAAGAAUUGUGCACGCCUUCGAUUAAUGAAAAACCAAAAGAAGUCGAAAAACGCAAAGAGAGAUCCAUUAUGACUAAAGAAGAUAAAGCUUAUAACGAGUUGACUCUAGAAACAUUAAACGAUUAUUUUUGGACGAUACAGGAUAGGUACAAAUGCCUGAUCUGCGCCUUCACAGGCAAGAGUAUCGUUUAUCAUUACAAAGUGCAUCAUCCUGGAAAGGAGAUUUUAAUUUCCAGGUUGAAGUCUGAAGACGCUCGUUCGGCUAUUCAGGACGCUAAGGACAGCGAUCUGAAGAACACAUGCACAGAACCUGUCGCAGAGCAAAAUAGUAAAUUGCAACUUAAUUGCAGAUUUUGUCCCAUUUUCACGAAGGGUACAAGGAAGAUUGCGAUGGAAGCAUUUUAUGAGCAUUGCACCACGCACACGGGAGAAUAUAGGUUCCAUUGCAACAAUUGUCCUUAUAAAACUGUGGCAAAGUCUUCGAUGAGAACUCACUUUUACAGAGUGUGCCGCGUAGGUAAACAAUCGUUCUCCGAGUCCACCAGAGAGGAUCCUAUACCCGACGAGAACUGUAUUUGCGGCUAUAUAUGCUCAGUUUGUAACUACAUUCAAUUAAUGAAAUCAAACUUGGAGCGACACAUGGAUCGGUGGCACAAAGAUGAUCCGAACGCUGAAAUGAUUAAAAUCGAUAUGUCGCACAACUCGACAGUGGAAGAAGAAUCGAGGGACCCGGUCGAUGUAUCUGAGAAGCAACUGAAGGUUGAAGACGAUUCUCCUACUUUAGAUACAAUAGAAGACAUAAUGAACACUACGCCAACUGAAUUCAUCGAGAAAGAAGAGCUUAUAACUACGAUACAAACCGAGAAGGGUGAUGGAAUAAAUGAUGAGGAAGAUAAAAAACCAAAAAUGGAAAUACCCAUCGUUAAACCCGAGGAAGUAGAACUUCCCGAAAUGGAACCUGUUCCUAAUGAAACGAAAAAAUUGUUGCAAAUCGAAACUGAUUCGAAUUUACCGUCAGGAAAUCUAAGUGUAUUCGUGUGUCCACCGGAGCUGGAAAAAGAGGAAGUGGAGAUUCAGUUGGAACGGAAACGAAAGAUGCAGGAGAUCAUUGAAAACAUCGGCAUCAAGUUACAGAAAGAUGCCUCGAAGAAAGAUUUAUCCAUCAUAGACAAGUUGAAGGAUAAGAUGAAGACCGAUGAACCGACGACGAGUGACAAUUCCGAAACUAAUAACGUGGUUCCAGAUUCUGUAAUCGAAACCAUCGAUACUUUGGCUUCUAUAAAGAAGACACCAUCUGAAGAGUUGCUUGCACCCUCGGCUAUCUCAAAAACGCCUCCUCCAUUGUCUGAAGAGAAUUUAGAUAAUACACAGACAACAGAUUCAAUAAUAAAAACGGAGACAUUAUCUCCUGUGAAAUCCUAUUCUCAGCCUACUUCUGAAGCGGAUACAGAGAAAUUGAUAGUCAAGGAUCCAUUAUUGGAACCGAAGAAGAAUGUUGAAAGCGAGGCAGAGACUAGCGAUAUCGAGAAUAUCAAAGUCGCGCCUCCUGUAUUCGAUUCCGAUUCAAGCAGCGAACAAUCCGAUGGGGAACUGUCUACUGAUGUUAACAUGAUCUUGAAGGAAACUUCGAGUAUUAACGCGUCCUCGAAGGAUCCGAUGCUGACCACUAUCCAGAGGCUCGCUGCUCAACUUCAAGCCACGAAACCGCUCGAAGCUAAGGAAAGUGCCUCUCCCGAUAUUGACCAACUGAAAAGAUCACGUUCCACCGAUUCUCUACCCAGGCCACCACAUGUGGUUCCAAUCGCAAGCAUUAAGAACUUCAUCGGGAGAAUGGAAAACAGGUUUAAUGAAAUAUCGAACGACUCGAAUGACAGCGAUAGUAAUCAACCGAAGAACUUUAUUCGAUUAAGAAGACUCAGCGGAGAUAUGUUAUCGGUUCCUGGACCUUCUCCAACUAGCCAAGAAGACCAACCGUUAUUAAUGAACGAUGCGAAUCAAACUGGUACCUCGGAUAAGAAUGAUACUUCGUCACAAUCAGACGUGGAAGAAGAAUGUUCGUUCUUGAAAAUCGAAAAUGUAGUCAGUCUCGCGCCGAGGAAUGACGGUGCCGAAAGCCCCAUUAUAAAUAAUAUACGAAAAGCGGUCGAGACGUCUCCUGUAAGAAGUAAGCCUGUGUCCCUGUUAAAGAAAACUCAUUCGCCUCUAAUUUUGAAAAGGGUGAACACAGUGAACAUUACGCAACCGUUGACGAAGACUGUCCAAACGAUAGUACAGCCCACGCCAGAGACGAUAAAACUAAUUGGCGUAAAAAGUAUCUCUCCUGCUUCUGUAACCACCACGCAACUCGCCACUGGUUUCAUUCCGAUUGCUCCGAAGGGUAAGCUUCCGGUCAUAACUCAAGGGAAUACGCGAACCCUGGCCGUCACGCCAUCCACGCAAUCGGCGAAUGUAAAAUACAAAAUUGUAAAAGUGGUGCCGACCCCGUCCUUCAUGAAAGCAAAGGAGUCGUUACCGGCACAAACUAACAAGGCAAAAUCGGCGGAAGCUUACAAUGCGAUGUUGAAGCCAGCGAAGCUGGUUCACUUGUACAAAUGCAUGGGGCGGAAUUGUCAGUUUACCACCGAUGUCGAGUCUUACUAUCAACAGCAUUAUUUACAACACGCGAGUGCGGUUGAGAAAAGGAAAAAUCUGCUGUCGUAUGAUUAUCAGAAAUGCGCAUACUGUCCAGUAGAACUGGAGGAUUGGAAUCAAAUGAAAUCGCACAUAGACGAGAAACACGCGCAUUGUCGUUAUCAGUGCAUAUACUGUUUUUACAGAGCGGUUGCAUCCUCUUACGUGCAGAUACAUCAAACGGUCGCACAUUCUGGACAUCGUGGUAUUUUACUCUGCAAAAUGAUUAAAGAAGUGCCAUCGAAGGAAGAAGUAAACCGACACGAUACUAUACAUCCUUAUGUGUGUCAACACGAUUGCGGGAAGUUCUUCUAUGUGUUUGAAUCUUUCGUGGCACACUUGAAAAGCAAACACCUAUCACUGUCCUGCUUCAUAUGUCACGUGUGUCGCGCUACGUACGUAAGAAUGCCGCAAUUUCUUAGUCAUUACAAAACGCAUGGUUUCUUCAAGUACCAAUGCCUCUAUUGCUUGCACGGCUCAGACUACAUAAGCGAGAUGCAUUGUCAUCUGAGUUCGCUUCAUCCUAAUCGAUUACCGGAAAUCAUCGAACGGUCUCUUCCUACCAAGGCGGUGCGAAACAAAGACGUGAUAGACCAAUUAGUCGUAAGAACAUUAGAUGAUUCUUACAAAACCGAUCACAUAAUCAACGUGGAGAGUUAUAGAAAUGAUAGUAAUAAAGAAACAUCGGUUGUUAAUGCCACGACGUCUCAGAAAAUAGUUGUCUUGCCAUUACCUAAAGAGAUGAAUGUAUUAAACAAGGAAACAGUGAACGAUUCUUUGUCUGCUUUAUUUGGACAUGGCAACAUUUCGAAUAGUACAUUGAAUCCUGACAUUUCGGUGUUCGAAACAUCUCUUAACGACAGUACGACUUCCGCUGAAAGUAGCGUUAAUAAAACUUUCGGAAGCCUGUUCAACAAAUCGGACGUUUCGACGAAAGAAUCUGUGGACAGAAGUUCGCUGGAUAAACCACCGGAUUCUAUAUCAGACGCGAGUUCCUCAAAGGUUGGUGAAACGCUUUUCGACUGCAGCGAUGAAUUUAUAAAUACCAAUUUACUGGACAAUCCUGGCGUAUUGAAAAAUGGCAACAACGAUGUACCAGCUAUGAUCAACAGCUCGGCUAAUUUAGAUGAUAGCGAUAUAGAAAUCAUAGAUUAUGAUAAUGCGGAAAUCAUUCCACCAAAGGAUAUAAAAUCCGAAUUGGAUAGAGCGGACAGUAUUGAUGUAGGUGAUAAACCGAAAACGGAAGUUGGAACUGAUUAUUCUUCGAAUGAACAGACUUCUAGCGAUGUUAAAGAUUCGAACACGGAUUUCACCGAGAGCAAGAUCGAAGCCGGUACUUCUACGAAAACGGAGAAACCCUUGACGCUGGAAGAUAUUAAAGAUACCGGCCUUACAGGAGCGGCAUUGUACAUAUGCGGUUUCGAUUGUGGCUUCAGUGCGCCCACAGGUGUUCUUUUGAAAAGUCACGGAAAAAAAUGUUCCUUAGGCGGUGAGAAUAAAAGCUUAAAAUGCGUCCAUUGUGGCAAACGUUUUUUGAAAAUUGGAUUCCACGUCGAACACUUGAAGACGCACGGGUUAAAAAGAUUCGGUUGUGCGCUGUGCAAAAAGAGGUGUGCAGUAGGCCAUCAAGCAGUAGCGCACAUGAAACAGAAACACAAAUACUCUUGUAGUAAAUUGGUUCCUGCCGAUCCGAAGAAUCCAACCGCAGACGGGUUAUUCAUAGUUCAACCAAUUAUCGAGAAUGGAGAACGGAAAGGAAAGAAGCGUAAAAUUGCUACCAAGUCAAACGAGAAAGAGCCUGAAAAACCAGCGACGGAUUCUGAAAAGCUCACUUUUAGUCCCGACGAAAUAGACGUAUUGCCGCGGCAAGCUAUCUAUAAUCGCGAAGUGCAAUGCGCUGUUUGUCCGUAUACCACGAAAGUUCGUAUGAACAUAAUUAGACACCUGCAAUUGCACGCGAAGGACGAGAGUGUGCCGGAGAGCGGCCCAGUUAACCCGGUGCCCUGCUUGGAUAAGAAAGAGCGGAUGUUCGAUAAAAUGGUGAACCUGGCUAGCAGUUCUCAUCAGAACGGCCGAAUGGGAGGGAAGCCGAAGGAGAGCAGUAAUAAAGAUAACGAUGACGAAUUCAUCCCGAAAUUCGUACCGGAGCACAAGAGAUACGUGUGCGGUGUGGCUGAAUGCAAUUAUUUAACGGUCGAUGAAGCGAUGUUGAGGUGUCAUUUAAAGGCUUUGCAUUCGGAAGAACAAUAUUUCCGGUGUCCCCAUUGCCCGCAACCGCCGCCAGGUCAAGAGGGAUUAAACAUAGCAAUCGAUAAAAUGGGCAUUCAUUUGAAAAUGCACGAUACCAGACUUUAUAAAUGUUCUCACUGCAAUCACCAUCAUUAUCAUAGGCACAUCGUCGAGAGGCAUCUGUCCGAUAAACAUCCGGAGAAAAGACCGUUCGUAAAAGUAAUCAGGGAAUCGGAAAGCACGGAGGGCAAUCAGCAAUCCGUGCAAGAGGAAGCGGAUGAAGAGAUACCGGACCCAGAUGGAAAUCAUUGGAAGUGCAACAUUUGCGAUUACAAAUGCGUAUACAAAGCGGAAAUGGUGAAUCAUGCGAGUACGACGCACGAUGAAAAAUAUCAAUACAAAUGCAACUUGUGCACUUUCAAGGGCACCGUAAAAAUAAUGUUCGAACAACACAUGAACAGUAAACAUUCUAAUGAUCCGAAUGCCGAUUAUAUCUUAGUGUACCAAAGGAUAAGAGGUAUAAAUAAAAAGAAUUCGGAGAACGUGGAACAGAGCGGACAAGAUGAACCUUUCGAUACGACUCCCCUUUGGAGGAGGGACAUGCCGCGAAUCAGGCACAUUCGCGGAAUUCUUCUCGAGGAGGAAGGUGAUGAAUCGGUCGAGACAAGCCCGAAAGCGAAGCGGAAAUGCGAUUUAGAUUUAUCAACCGCUAAGCCAGCUAAAAUAAGACCAGGGAAGUCGUCCUCAUUGGACGAGGCGAGGCAAACGAAGGAAAGCUCGAAACGAUUGUCCUUAGAAGGGGAAAAUGUAACCGAUACUCCUGAUGACGUAGAUAAACUGAAGGAAGAAAGUGUUAAUCCAAUCGACGAUUACGAGUUCAACGAGACGGAUGUCGGACGGUAUGGUCCAUACGGCAAAGCUGACGGAAAUAUGUACGUCUGUACAUUGUGCACAACGUUUAAAACGAAAUACAAGCACGAUAUGAGGGAUCACCUUUAUAGAGAAUUAAAUUAUGCUAGAUGGCAUUGUAAGGAUUGUGGCUACUUGUCGGUGAAUCGCAACGCAUUGUUGAAACAUUUUAAUAAGCACCAUAACGGAGAUCGUCCGAAUCACGAACCAUUAUCUCCGGACAAUGACAUCGAGGAAUGGGUCCGGACACUAUUGAAGAAACAGACACUGAUGAUCAAAGGAUUAUUGUUGAAACAAAAUGCAGAGAAUACUGCGCUCGUAAAUGCUAUCGAAACCGAUGGUAGAAAAUCAGUUAUAACUGAAACUACACAAAGCACCGUUAAAGUAUCAAAAUUUGAAAAUAUUACUGACAAACCUUCCACUGCACAAUCAAGUUCGACAGCUGACGUGGCUGAUAGCACGGACAAUGAGACUCGUGCAGAUGCGGAUAGCAAUUCACCGAUAAAGAUGGAAAGUGAACUAAACACGGAUAGUGAUAGGACUGAACAAUCGGAAGAUCAACAGAAGAUGAUGGUUUGUAAGCAUUGUAAAAUGGAAUUUUCCCGAUGGCGCGGGCUGAAGCUGCACGUGCAGUUAACCCAUCUGAAGAGAUUUGGAUACAUCUGCCCUUACUGCGAUCGUAGCACGAAUUCCGAGGGUUCGAUGCGUCAACAUAUUCGUUUCAAACAUCCUGGCUGUGUCGAGAAGCUGCAGAAAAAUCCGGAGGCCGGUGGGCCCGAAUUACCGGACGAAUUUUGGCAACGGGAGUACGGAAUAGUGUUCCCGAAGAGGACUCGAAAACGCAAAAAGAAAACCGUAGGGGACGUCGCGGAGAAGAAAGAGAAGCAGGGGCCUGAACAAUCAGAGAAUUGUAGCAAGUGCAACUUCACUGCCAUCAACUCGACCGGGCUGAAGAUUCACAUGAGGGUGCACGCGGCAAAGACUAUGCUGGCGUGUUCUUACUGUACCUUCACCACGCUUAUGAAGGCAGAAUUGGUGGAACAUUGGGACACCAAUCAUCAUUCACUGCCGCUUAAAUUCGAAGAAAAACCGUUGGCCGAACAUUCCAAUAAAUUGGACGAUAACAGUACUCUCGUCGACGAUUACAGCAACGAUAUUGAAGAGGAACACGUCGUCGAUGUGAAGCAGAAAGAAUUAAUUUUCUAUUGUUACUACUGUUCUUUCUUUGGCAAGUCUGUAGAUGCCGUUCAACUGCAUUGGAGAAUGAUGCACAAGGAAACGUCGUCGCCGGGCGAUGUUAACAGCAAAUCGAAUACUCCGUUUAGAUAUAAGGAGAUGCAAAUGACGCCGGGGAAAUCCAUAUUGAAAGCUCGAACUUCAAAAGCGCAAACGGAAAGUUCGUACGAAUUGUACUUGCAACAAUCGCAGAGCGACAUACAGGAUAUAGAUGCGAGCAGUUCGAAGGAGCAGAGUUGGACCUGCCAAUGGUGCAACGAGUUAUGUGACUCCGAAGUGAAAAUAAAGACACAUCACAACAUGUACCACUCGCAUCUACCGUUGCAUUUCAGAAAACAAGACAGCACGAAGGUGUCUAGAGGAUACGCGUGCCCCGAGUGCUCGUUCACCACGACUUUCAUCAACGUGAUGAAGAACCAUAUAUCCAAGCACAUCAGUCUGUUCAAAUGCAAACACUGUGACAAGACUUUUACUUGUCCCACGGAAGUGUCCACUCAUAACGCCGAGGAACAUCCUAACAAGGAGCUCAAGAUAGAGAGUAUAUACAAUUUCGAGCCUUUGAUGGAGAGCUUGAUGGCUAAAGUCAAAUGGCAGAAGAUCGAACAGAACGCCGAUAUUGAGAAAGAUUUACCAGAGACACCAAAAAGGAAGUGCGUGGCGAAAAAGUCUACAGCGAGAAACAUGUUUCGUCCUAAUAUUAUACCGCACAGGAUAAACGCAGUCGCUAGGAAAUCUAUCAAUCCGCAUUCAAGAUUCCUUGCCGGUAGCAGUGUUAUAGCAAAGCCAGAAGAAGAGAAGUGUGUACAAUUUUCGUUUUACGGUGUACCCAAAACUCCCGUUGAUUUAUCAAAGUUAAAUACUUACAUGGUGGUCGGUGGACAUCGGAUGAAAGUGAACUGUGUCACUCUCGCACAGCUGAUUAACAUCAAUCCAAAGAUUGUAUUGCACGAUCUCAAACAUGACGUUCAACACACGGCGACGCUUAACACAUUGAAAUAACGAACGGGAACGCGAAGGGAAAAUCCGUUUCCCUGUUUCACGUAGAUCUUUAAUUUUGUGUAAUAAUACGUGUAUAUAGAAUUCACGGUCAUCGAUAAUGUUGACAGCCAACAAUAACCAAAGCGAACUGUUACAAAAACUGGUAUUAUAUUCUCCUGUUUCACGUUGUAUUUAGCACGUGCUACGAUUGCUUUCUAUAAAAUCCAGCAUCGUUUAUAGCAUCUCAAGAGAGGAAUGCAUUUUCAUAACUUUUAACUGAUAGUUUUUCUGUCCAUAAUAUCGAAUAACAUGUAAAAAGAUUUGUUAGUACAGUUAAUUGUACCUUGUGCCUACAUUUCUUUGUUAACUGUCAGAAAUUCUAGAGCACAAAUGAAUUAAUGAACAACCGUAGAAUUUAAUCUAUCUGUUAUAGAUUGAGAUUAUACUUUUAUGCCAAUCGAAACCAGGACCAAUAAUAAUUCUUAGUUUCGUAAUUUGCAUAGAUUUUCAAUAAUCGAUCAAUCAAUCAAUCAAUAAUUAGAGAACUUAACGUUAAGCCGAACUUGUACAUAUAUAUGAAAUGUAAAAAAAAUACAAAAAAAUGAAUGGUUAAUCAGAGAGACGAAAUGUGCCAUGCUAUACUGUACCGGUGAAAAUCAGUGCUGAGAAUUUUGAGAAUCAAAAGCGCUGGAGAUAAAAAAUAAUAAUACGCGGUAGCGUCGCGAGGCUUGCCUGACAGCUAUCGCACUUAGGGAUGAUUGAGAGUGUAUUGAUACGAGAAUAUGGAUGUUAAUUUAUUUGUUAAUUUGGUAAUAUUCCUUAAUUAGUUCCGUUCAUCUCAAGUUUACGAAUGGCGAUAGAGUAAUACUAUUUUAAUUUGUACUUACACUAAAUGCUAAUCUAAAAACAUUUGUUAACGCGUUAAGCGCUGAGCCAGUUUUGCUGAGCUUCCGUUUUCGCGGCGUGGCGGGUUUCGGCCACUUGACAAAUAAUAACCGGUAUUCAGAGUUGUUGCUUAUUCUUAAGAUCAACAUAAGCAUUUGCUUAAAUCUCUAUUUCCUGUACAAGAUAGGGAUAGGAAAUCCUUAAGAUGAUCUUAAAUAUAGGCCACGAUUCUGAAUACGAAAUUCAGUUAUUUCUUAUUUCUUAACUUUGAUACUACCAGUUCCUGGGACCGUCGCCGGCAAAAUAAAAAGUUCACUGUCGCUUCCCAGGGACCGACGCCGCGCUUAACGUGUUAAAUUAUUUCCUUGUAUUAACUACUUGUGAUCUAGUACUGAGUAUAACAGUAUGCCCAAAUUUAGCAUCUAAAAUAUUAACGCGCAAAAUUUAAUAUUUACCGAUGCUCAACGAAUAUAAUAUAAAUUUUGCGCGUUGAUUGUUAAUACAUAUGCCCUGUAGCGUAUAAGAGUUGAUAUUUAAACGCGUAAGUUUCGAUCGAUAUUUGUACAAAUGUUUUAAAAUUUGUUUUAAUGUUAGACGCACGAGAUGAAGAGAGUGUGAUUCGGUUGAAAAGCCAAGACUGACUGCCCUGUAAGAAGUUAAUCAACAAAUUGUAAUUACCGUGUAAUAUAAAAUUUAACAUAAAUAUUUUUGAUUUUUAUACUAA